CACGAUGUCACGAAAACCAGAGGCAGUACAGCUCGAGGCAAUGGAAAAACAGAUGGAACUGCUCAGAACACAGAUGGCCAGAGAUGAGGCAACUCACAAACAAGAGAUGGAAAGGCUACAAAAACAAGAAGAAGCCAAAAAUGCAGCCCACCGCCGAGACAUGGAAAAACAACAAAAAGAGAUGGAACUCCAGAGGGAAGCCCACCGACAGGCCAUGGAAUUAGAAAAGGCUAAGCAAAACACAGCCAACCCUAACAACCCUGCACCAAUUAUCGUUCCACAGCACAGGAAAUUUCCCACCUACAAGGCAGGUGAUAACACCGAGGCCUUCUUGGAAAAUUUUGAAAGAGCCUGUCUUGGGUACAGCAUCCCUGAAGACCAGUACAUGGUAGAAUUGAGGCCACAGCUCAGAGGACCUUUAGCAGAGGUGGCAGCUGAAAUGCCUAAAGAGAACAUGAACGACUAUAAACUUUUUCAAACCAAGGCCAGAUACAGAAUGGGGAUAACCCCAGAUCAUGCCCGUCGGCGUUUCAGAACCCAAAAGUGGAAACCAGAUGUGUCAUUUCCCAAACACGCCUACUACGUUGAGAAAAAUUAUGAGGCCUGGAUAUCAGGACACAAUGUUAAAACCUUGGAAGAACUGCACCUCCUCAUACAAAUGGAGCAGUUCUUGGAUGGUGUUCCUGAGGACAUAACACGGUACAUACAAGAUGGAAAACCCAAAAAUCUCGCUGAGGCGGGGGAGAUUGGAGCCAGAUGGAUGGAAGUGGCAGAAAGCAAGAAAGCUACUGUCAAGGGGAACAAAUACCCCAGGGGGCACACCGACCAUAAACCCUACAACCGAGGACAGCCAAAGACCCCACAUACCACCCAAGUAAAGCCACAGACACCCUAUUCUUCCACCUCGCCAGUCUCCAGUAACUCACCUCGGCCCAGUGACCCAUCAGAUGGAAGAUGCUUUAAGUGUAAUGAACUGGGACAUAUCAAGGCCAACUGUCCAAAGAACACCAUGCGAGUGCAAUUCAUUACACCACCAUCACACCAAAGAUCCCCAGGCCCAGAUGCCUCUCAAAUACCCUUGGAGUGAAGGGAAAAUUUGAGAGUGGGCGGAAAGAAGGUUACUGCGUGGAGAGACACG
Gopherus flavomarginatus (Mexican gopher tortoise) is the source of this 1138-nucleotide messenger RNA. RefSeq lists its product as uncharacterized. The transcript is spliced from 2 exons. Lineage: Eukaryota; Metazoa; Chordata; Testudines; Testudinidae. The record is from RefSeq and is a predicted model, not a curated record. The coding region runs from base 5 to 1087 and encodes 360 amino acids. Gene Ontology annotation, molecular function: zinc ion binding; nucleic acid binding.